UUAGGUUCAUAAGAUAAUUUCUGGAAGCGUCACGGACAAAGAUGGAAGAAUACGACGCGGGGAUCGCAUUCUUGCCGUUAAUGGCAUUAAACUCGAGAACAUGACGUCAUCGGAAGUGCGUCAUAUCCUCAUGAAUCCGGGACCUCAGUUACGUCUCGUAAUCCAACGGCGAAAGGGUAGCAAUGACAACGGUAGCAUACUGCCGUUCGACAGUAAAGCGAAUUCACCUCCUUCACCAACAGCUAAAAGCUGGACAACGAAGUUUCCAACAGCUGACCAGUCGAUGGCUAGCGUUUCGUAUGGAAAGCCGAUAGAAGUGCGCCUCAUUAAAGGAUGCACUGGCCUUGGAAUUUUAUUGGACGGUGGAAAAAAUUCGCCGCUCGGGGACCGCCCACUGACCAUCAAACGAAUGUUUGCCGCUGGGGCUGCUGAAAAAUCCCAUAGAAUCCACGUUGGAGACCAGGUGACGGCAAUCAACGACGUAAAUUUCGAAAACCACACUCGUCUCGAAGCGUGGACUUAUCUAAGAAGCCUGCCGGACGGCGAGGUGGUGCUGACCAUAUUGCCAAAGCUUUGA
Messenger RNA from Soboliphyme baturini, 577 nucleotides. The record is from the annotation of a GenBank genome assembly. Lineage: Eukaryota; Metazoa; Nematoda; Enoplea; Dioctophymatida; Soboliphymatidae.